UUUGUUUUCUUUCAUUCUAUUCCCUAAACUAAACGCUUGUUCCAUUUUUAACCACACUAUAUUUAGAACCAAACCAAAAACUAAGAAACACAACAUCAUCGUUGAAUUGAAAAAACAUAAAUAAGAAACUACCUUAUUUUUGUGUGUGACUCAUUGUUCGUAUCUAUUACGCUUUCAUCUCUAAUUAUAGGCAAAGAAAACAGGAAUGAGAUAAAAAACAUGUAUCUCAUGAUGUUUUUUGUGAGAUUGCAAUGUUUUCAAUCUCUUUACCCUUUUAUAUGAAAGGGGUUGUUUGCAUUUCAGGUUAAACUGAACCGAAUCAAACCAAACCUGGUUGAAAGUUUGAAGAAGAAAAAAUAACAAUGGCAUCUCCUGGUGUUGAAAUUGCGUCUUCUUCACCGUUUGGUUGUGUUCUGAGAGAUCGCAAUCACCGCGAUGGAUAUCGAGAGAAACAUGGUGCUUUUCAGAGAAACAUUAAGAACUUUGUUAUGGAUCAUCUUAACACGUGCAUUUCCAUGUCUUCUGAUUCUCAAACAACAAAUGAAAACAACAACGAGGGUCAAAUCAACAGCAACAAAAACAAGGAUGAUGGUUCUUCUUGGGUUUCGAAACCUGGCAACAAUCUUGCAAAGAUUCGUUUGACAAGAAACAAUCCCAAUGAAAUUAUCAACAACAACAAAGAUGAAUCGAGCUUGGCUUCGUUGAUUAGCCCGAGGCAUUCGCGGCUUCUUGAUCGAUGGGCUGCGAAGCAAGCUCGUGAGAUGGUGUCGACGUUGGAAAAUGAAGCUGAGUUGUUGUCGAUAGACAACGUCAAUGAUGACAUGCCUAUAAGGACAACUAGUUCUACUACCUCUGAUGAAUGUUCUUCGGAGAUACCGAACCUUGGUGCGUCUUCGCUUGUUCAGAUAUGGGAAAAAAGGCUUAACCAAACAAGUGUUUCUAAACCCAAUACUCCAAUGGAGAAAACAAGUCCAAAUUGUGGUACAAGUGCGUCUUGCAACAAUGAGAAUGUGUUUGUUGUGGUAGAACAAAGAGGGUCGGAAAUUGGAGAGUGUCUUGAAGGGCAGUUAUUAGGGAACGAAGAAUUUUCUUCCCCUGAUUGGGAGUCUGAUAAGACGGGUGACCAAAGUAGGUGGUGUUCGUCGGAGAGUGAUAGAGUCAGUGUUGCUGAUAUCAUAAAGAAACUCACUGCUACGAGCCAAACUCAGAGUCCAACUCCAUAUUUUGGGGAUGAAAAUGACAAUGAAGGGUGUGGUGGUAAUAGCAGUGUGGCAUGUUCUCCUUGUAAAGAUUCUGCACCAGAACUUUCAGACCAAAGAGCUGUUCCUCAGGUGACGUGUUCGCCAGGAAUUAGAGGGCGUCGAGCCUUCAAUGAUUUGUUUAUGCAGUUGGAGAAAGAUCGACAUGGGGAGCUAAAGAACCUGGCUGAACGUGGAACUGUCUCCAAGUUCACACAAAGAGGUCGCAUUCAGGCAUUACUACGACAUAAAUCGUCACAACAUGACGAGGCAGCUAAUAUUCUACCGGACCAGAAAUCAACAUCAUCUGAAGUAAGCAAACAAGUACAAUCACAGGGAUCUACAAUUAUGCAACUAAGGGAAAAAUUCAUCACUGGUGUGGAACAAAGAGGUACAGUUGAGGCAGAGGUAGCGAAGACACGAAAUCCUCGCAAGGAGAUAGGAAACAACAUCACACAAUUAGAAAACUCUUCCACCACUGGUCAACUCAACAAAGACGCAAGCAGUGAGAUUGCUCAUGGAACUACGAGUCACGCCAUCGAAUUGACUCAAAAGUCAGUGUCUCUUACUAGAGAAAAAGAUCAGCCAAGUUCAAAAAUCAAAUCUCAAGAAACAUGUUUUGAGGCUCAGAAUGAGUAUGCCAAGGAAACUUCUGAGGCAGCUACGUUGAUGACUGAUUCAAAUGUUAAUGAGAAAGAGGAAGAGGAAAUUAGCCAGCAAUAUGAUGAAACCGGUUAUGAUUGUGCAGCAGAUGAGGAGGGAAGUGACCAGAACUAUGCUGAAAGCAUUUGUGAAGAGAUGGUGGAUGAGAACUAUGAUGGAAAUAGUUAUGACUGGUUCAGCGAAAUUUCUCGGCCGAGAAGCUAUUGGGAAGAGCGAAGGCAGGCUUGGUAUAAAGAGAUGCAAGACACCGGUUCUCCAAAGAACGAUAUACAAGUGCUUCUUCAAAGAAGGACAGUGUCGACUUUCCUUUCGAGUGACUUCCGAGAAAAAAUGGACAGAUUGAUGCAUUCUCAUAAGGGAACACAAACACAUCUGGUCACUAGUCAGGAUGAUGAGAUAGACAACGAAGCGCUGAUGGCGUUUUUCAAAGAACACCUGCAACCUGAAAGAACUCCUCGAGAAAAUGAAAUAGAGAAAACCGUAAACGAGGAGGAGGAAGAAGAAGAAGAAGAGAAGCAAGAUGAGAAAGAGCAUGAAGAGGAGCAAGGGGAGAGCUUGGUAAGCGAUUCGUAUCAUGAAGUCGGAGACUAUUCAAAUCAAUCCUUAUCAUGGAGCUAUAGAGACAAUGAAGCUGGUGACGAUUUCGAUAGAGUUGCUUCUACAUCAUCACAACAACCUUAUCAGUCUCCCUCUUUCUAUCACGAAAAUACUCAGCAAAACUCCCCGCCUAUCAACCACCAUUCGAUCGAAAUGGAAAUCAUAUAUAAUAUGAGAGGACACAUGGAGCAACUUUAUCAAGAAAUGUCUGAACUAAGGAAAUCAAUAAAGAGUUGCAUGGAUAUGCAGAUGCAGAUGCAGUUACAGGAAAAGAAGUCACAUGACAAAGCUGAUAAGAAAGAUAACUGCUGCAUUUGCAAUGAGAUGAAAGUUGACUCGGUUUUUUACAGGUGUGGACACAUGUGUGCAUGUCUGAAGUGUGCCAAUGAGUUGCAAUGGAAGAAAGGAAAAUGUCCAAUAUGUAGGGCUAAAAUAGACGAUGUUGUUCGAGUGCAUGUUGAAGCAUAGACUGUCACGGUUGAAAGAGUAUCUUACUUUAGAACACUAGACUUGAUUUUCUCCUUUCCACGUAUACUUUCCAAGUAUAUGAUUUUUUUAGGAGAAUUUAGGUUGAAAAAUCAGGGUACAUCUUAUAGUUUUAAUCUAACCUUUUUUCCUUGCUGCAAUAUAAGUUCGUGUUGCGGCGGAUUUUUAUUAGCAGAUACGUGUUGUAAAUAAUGUAUUUAUUAUUUUUAGUGCUUGUAUAUUAUUUAUAAUUAAAAUAUAAGUAAAUUUCAACUUUUA
This is a messenger RNA of Lathyrus oleraceus (garden pea), 3242 nucleotides long. RefSeq lists its product as uncharacterized. Lineage: Eukaryota; Viridiplantae; Streptophyta; Magnoliopsida; Fabales; Fabaceae. The transcript is spliced from 7 exons. The record is from RefSeq and is a predicted model, not a curated record. Bases 363 to 2966 code for a protein of 867 amino acids.